Messenger RNA from Acomys russatus (golden spiny mouse), 1823 nucleotides. RefSeq names its product aldehyde dehydrogenase 1 family member B1 (gene Aldh1b1). Bases 161 to 1720 code for a protein of 519 amino acids. The record is from RefSeq and is a predicted model, not a curated record. Gene Ontology annotation, molecular function: aldehyde dehydrogenase (NAD+) activity. The transcript has 2 exons. Lineage: Eukaryota; Metazoa; Chordata; Mammalia; Rodentia; Muridae.
GAGCUUAGCGAGCAGCGGAACCACAUUGGCUGCCUAGCGGAUGAGUUGAGGCGGGUCCACAUCGCUGCUGAACCGACCUAAGAACGCUAAACCAAACCAGAAUUUGAGCCCGAGUACUUCUCCGAGCUUGAGCCCCAGCCAGCCGCAGCAGGCCCUCAGCAUGCUGAGCAUCCGAUCCUUGGUGCCCCGGAUGCUCUGCCUCCAGGGCAGGACCGCCUCAUACUCUACAGCGGCUGCUCUCCCAAACCCGAUCCCAAACCCAGAGAUUCACUACGACCAGCUGUUCAUCAACAACGAGUGGCGCGACGCAGUCAGCAAAAAGACCUUCCCCACAGUGAACCCCACCACAGGCGAUGUCAUUGGGCAUGUGGCCGAAGGUGACCGGGCCGAUGUGGAUUUGGCUGUGAAAGCAGCCCGGGAGGCUUUCCGCCUGGGGUCCCCGUGGCGCAGGAUGGAUGCCUCAGAGCGGGGGCGGCUGCUGAACCGCCUUGCCGAUCUUGUGGAACGGGACCGCGUGUACUUGGCCUCACUGGAGACCUUAGAUAACGGGAAACCUUUCCAGGAGUCUUAUGUCUUGGACCUGGAUGAAGUCAUCAAGGUGUAUCGUUACUUUGCUGGCUGGGCUGACAAGUGGCAUGGUAAGACCAUCCCUAUGGACGGUGAGCAUUUUUGCUUCACCCGACAUGAGCCAGUGGGUGUCUGUGGCCAGAUAAUCCCGUGGAACUUUCCAUUGGUCAUGCAGGGCUGGAAGCUGGCCCCAGCACUAGCCACGGGCAACACCGUGGUCAUGAAGGUGGCAGAGCAAACCCCACUUUCUGCCCUGUACUUGGCCUCCCUUAUCAAGGAGGCGGGGUUUCCCCCAGGGGUGGUGAACAUUAUCACCGGUUAUGGCCCCACAGCGGGGGCAGCCAUUGCCCACCAUAUGGAUGUCGAUAAAGUUGCCUUCACAGGCUCUACGGAGGUGGGUCAUCUGAUUCAGAAGGCUGCCGGGGAUUCCAAUCUCAAGAGAGUCACCCUGGAGCUGGGUGGGAAGAGUCCCAGCAUUGUGCUGGCAGACGCUGACAUGGCUCAUGCCGUGGACCAGUGUCACGAGGCCCUUUUCUUCAACAUGGGCCAGUGCUGCUGCGCAGGCUCGCGGACAUUCGUGGAAGAAUCCAUAUAUCAUGAGUUCCUCGAGAGGACUGUGGAGAAGGCCAAGCAGAGGAAAGUCGGGAACCCCUUUGAGUUGGACACCCAACAGGGGCCUCAGGUGGACAAGGAGCAGUUUGAACGAAUCCUGGGCUACAUCCGGCUUGGGCAGAAGGAAGGGGCAAAACUUCUCUGUGGUGGGGAGCGUUUCGGGGAGCGCGGCUUCUUCAUCAAGCCCACGGUCUUUGGGGACGUUCAGGAUGACAUGAGGAUUGCCAAGGAGGAGAUCUUCGGGCCUGUGCAGCCUCUGUUCAAGUUCAAGAAGAUUGAGGAAGUGAUCCAGCGAGCCAAUAACACCAGGUAUGGCCUGGCUGCGGCUGUGUUCACCCGAGACCUGGACAAGGCCAUGUACUUCACCCAGGCCCUGCAAGCUGGGACAGUGUGGGUGAACACCUACAAUAUUGUCACCUGCCACACACCAUUUGGAGGCUUUAAGGAAUCCGGCAAUGGGAGGGAGCUGGGGGAGGAUGGGCUUAGAGCCUACACGGAGGUAAAGACCGUCACUGUCAAGGUUCCAGAGAAGAACUCCUAAGAGUGUCCGGGAACCUGCACCUCAGAGACCUGGCCCUGGCCUGCAAUUCCACAACAUCUAGCCAGCAGAUGACAAGAUUCGGUUUUAGCCCGAGUUCCAAAUG